Ilex paraguariensis (yerba mate) is the source of this 5523-nucleotide messenger RNA. NCBI's taxonomy places the organism in Eukaryota, Viridiplantae, Streptophyta, Magnoliopsida, Aquifoliales, Aquifoliaceae. The record is from the annotation of a GenBank genome assembly.
GCUCUCUUUCUCUCUCUCCCACUUGCCGUUGUUCCUUCUCUAUCUAUUCACACACACACACCUUUGCCCCUGCAGAGGCGUUGUACAUGCAUAUGAAUCAAUCGAGUGAAGAGGAAAAGAGAUGAUAAAGGAGAGAAUGUUGAGGUUGCAUAGGCACAAGUCAUCAUCUGAUAAAUCUGGAGACAGAGUCCUAUUUAAUUUCUCCAACAUUCAGGCGCUUCAGGUACCCAAAGGGUGGGACAAACUUUCUGUAUCUCUUGUUUCCACAGAAACAGGAAAAACUCUAAGCAAAUCAGGUAAAGGAUCAGUGCAGAAUGGAAGUUGUCGAUGGACAGAGACUUUAUCAGAUUCUAUACGAAUCUCCCAUAAUGAUGCUUCAAGAGAUCUGGGGGAAUGCCUCUUUAAGCUUCUUGUUGCCAUGGGAUCAUCCAGAUCCGGUAUACUAGGAGAGGCUACAAUCAACCUGGCAGGUUACAUGACUUCAAAAGCUUCUGUACCUGUUUCAUUACCUUUAAAAAAGUGCAGUCACGGGACAAUUUUACAAGUUGAAAUUCAGUGCCUAACACCAAGAACAAUUGUCAGGGAUGAGAAAUGCAAAGACAUGAAUUCCCAUGCAGAAGAGGCAAAUGUGGAUUAUGAUGACAUCGAAAGCAAAUCGGACAUGUCUGAUAAUACUUUCACAAAGAGUGUUGGAUCUUUGUCAAGUAACCCUUUUGGCAGUACAUCUCAACCAGGAGAACUUUGUAGCAGGGAGACAAGUUUCUCAGCAUCAGGUUCACAUCGUAGCUUUGACUCCAUGGAGGACUCUUUAGGCAGGGAAAGUUUUUCCCCUCAAAGCAACUUAAGUGGGACUGUGAGCAAUAUGAUUGGGAGGCAAGAUUCAGUGGGCUCCCAAAUCUGUGCAUCUUACGGCUCUUCUCAUGUCUAUGAUUCUCCUGGAUCUAGUCAUUCCGCUUCUAAUUCAGGUAUCUCAGUUUCAGGCAAGCAUAUUCAGAAUCCAAAAGAAGACUUUGGACGAAUGUCACAUGCUGUUGCUACAUCACCUUUACGGAAUACUAAUUCCUCUAAAAUCUUUUUGGAAUCUGAAGAAUUUAGAGCAGAAGCUAGGAUAUGGGAACAAAAUGCCCGGAAAUUGAUGCUUGAUUUGGAAAACUUGAGGCAGGAAUUUGCUGAACAGUCAAAACGCAUGGCCAACCUGGACAUGGAGCUUGCUGCAUCACAUACAGAUUGUGAUGGAUUGAAGCAGGAAAUUGAACAUCUGAAAGUUCUCUUAGAAGAAGCCACUGCUAAACAAAAAGCUAAUGAGAAUUUGAAGCUGCAAGCCAAAGAUAUGGACAAGAUUCACAGGGAGUUGGAAGAUGAGAUAAGGUUUCAAAAAGAAUCGAAUGAUAAUUUAGCUCUGCACCUGAAGAAAACUCAAGAAUCAAAUGUUGAGCUAGUUUCUGUCCUUCAGGAAUUGGAGCAGACCAUAGAAAAACAGAAACUGGACAUGGAAAAACUUUUGACCGUAAAAUUGGCGUCCAAUCAUGCUGGAGAGAAGUAUAACAAUGUGCGUCAGGAAAAUGGAGAAACAAUUAUAAGCGAGGAAGUUUCAGCUGAGAAAAAGAGGAAGGCAUCGUGUGAUUCAUAUUCUGAAGGCAAUUUUGUUGAUCACUCAAUAACAGAUUCAAACACCCUACCUGAAGCAGAGGGGAUUUGGAACUUAGAGAUCCAGUUACAGCAGUUGAGGGCAUCACAGAAUAAUCUGGAAAAUACCAUCCUAUGUCUGGAGAAAACCCUGGAAGACAAAUAUCAGGAGAUAGAACUCCAGCAGGAUCUCAACAGCAAGGCUCUACUGGAUUGUGAGGCAGAAUGGAGAUAUAAAUUAAAUGUAAAAGAGGAAGAAAUCAUCCAUUUGGAAGCCAAGUUAUCAAAAGCUUGCAGUGCUCAAGAUCCAACAGGAAUAGAGUUUAAGAAUAAUGGUGAACUAGAUCUAACCAAAGAAGUCGAAUCUCUAAAAGAAAAGAUUCAGGAGCUUGAGAGAGAUUGCAAUGAACUCACAUACGAAAACCUGGAACUUAUAUUUAAGCUCAAAGAAUCAGGAAAGGAUCAUUCUACUAGUAAAUCCUCUUUUAAUGCUGCAUCCAAUGAGAAUACAGCUACUCAUUUUUCCAGUAAUUCUGAAUCUGAAUUAAGCAAACUCGAGUCCCCCUUUCAGCAGGAAUGUGAGAUGAAUAAAAAAGAAAUCCUUCCUGAUACAGUAGCCUCAGAUCACUUGCAGAUGCGAUGUAGUGAUCUUGAAAGCAAGUGUACACACCUAGAGCUCCAAUUGCAAACUUUUGAGGACGAAGCUCGUAUUCUUAAUACUGAACUCCAGAAAUGUCGUGCCAAAGAACAAGAGCAGGAAACUAAGAUUACUGCAUUGCGGCAACAAAUAGAAUGUCCCCAAAGAGAAAAAACUGGCAGUCAGUACCCCGAUGCUGAUAUCUGUAUGGCGUGUGAGAAUACUGAACAAAAAAUGUCCUCUGCUGAGAAUGGAUUAUUCCCGGCAUUAUGUGAACAGCUUCAAAUCUUGUUGGUCAAUGUGAAGAAGCAACAGUAUAGUCAUUCAGCCAUAAAAACUGGAUGUUCAUAUGAUAGCAAUAAUCUUCAUGACACAAAAUGCUCAGAUCCAAUUCUUAAAAUAGAGCAGACUCAGGCUAUGUUGGACAAGUUAAUCCACCUGAAUGAACUACUCGGAUCAAAAUUAGCAUGCUCUCAAGAUAAGUUUCAAAGUAGGGAAGAGAAUAUUUCAGCACGAGCCACACAUGUUUAUGAAGUCCAACAUAAACUGGAGAGUGAUGAAUUGGGUGAGUAUAUCCUUAGUGCUUCUAGUCAAGAACUUCAAAGUUUAAAUAAGGAACAGGGAUCCAGGGUUGAAGAUCUGAGUAAUGAUCUACUAGCCAAAACCUCUGAGGUACAAGAAUUAAAAGCUGACUGUUUGCUGAAGGAUGAAGAGAUCAAGGCUUUAAGAUGUCGCCAAAGGGACUUGGAAACUCAACUUUCUGAUGUACAACAGAUAGACCGUCAGAUGGAGGAAAAAAUGGAUAUUAUGCAAAGAGACAGUAGUAUCACCUCCAAAAGCUUGGACAAUCUAAGGGAUGAUAUGAUGGUGCUCAGCAGCAAUAUGAAUUCUCACAUCUCGGCCUACAAGACUCUUGAAAGGGAAAAAUUGGAGCUAGAAAGUGGCAAACAUGAGUCAGAGCUCCACUUGUCUGAAUUGGAAGAAGAAAAUGUAUGCCUAUCAGAAAGGAUAUCUGGCUUGGAAGCUCAAUUAAGAUACUUGACAGAUGCAAGGGAAUCAAGUCGUUUGGAAGUGCAGCAUUCAGAAUCUCUUGUUAUGAAUCUUCUGGAUCAGAUCCGAAAAUUAGAAAAUGAAAUGGAGGCACAAAAAGUUGAUAUGAAAGAGAAGUUGCAUAAUGUGCAAAAGAGGUGGUUAGAAUCCCAAGAAGAGUGUGAGUAUCUAAACAAAGCAAAUCUAAAAUUACAAGCUACGGCAGAAAGUCUCAUUGAAGAAUGGGGUUCCCUUCAGAAGUUGAAUGGAGAGCUAAGGAGACAAAGAUCAGAACUGCAUAAUCACUGUACAACCAUGGAAGUGGAACUAAGGGAAUCACGAAAUGUUCUAUCUGAAUCUUCAAAUAAAAUUGAAGCUUUAGAAGCCAAAUUCUCCUCAAUGCUGGAGGAGAUUGCCUCAAAAGAGAGAGUCUUGGUUUUAGAACUUGAUGCACUCCAUCUCCAAAAUAAAGAACAGAAAGAGAAACUUGUUCUUGGGGAGAGAUUGCUGAAUCAACUGUACUUAGAGAAGGCAGAUGAAGCUGAAAACCUACAACAAGUGUUAGCUCACCUCACUAAUCAGAUAACUGCAACUCCUGAUGAAAGGGAGAGAAAAGCUUCAGAAGCUAUACUUGAAUUGCAUACUUUACAUGUGGAUAAAAGUAAGCUGGAAGCAGCUCUUCAAGAAGUACAAGGCAAAGUUGAAUUGUCUGAGAAGAAGCUUAAUAAUGUCCAGAUGGAAAGUGAAACAAAGGUUCUAGAGUUGAAGAGAGAGCUUGCUACGUCCAAACAAAAUCACGAAGUUCUGGUGGCUAACCAUGAGAAGUUACUGGGAUUGUUGGAAAAUGCAAGAUCUAACGAAGACAAACUUAAAGGCAUCAUUAAAAAGCUUGAAUCAGAACUUAGGUCCACUGAGUAUGAAAGACUACAACUGGCUGAAGAAACCUCCAGCCUCAAGAUUCAACUCCUGAGAGUACCAGUCCUUCAAGAUGAAGUUUUGGCUCUUAAGAGCUCACAAAAUGAAAUGAAAUUUGAAAAUGAAAGACUAGAAACUUCAUUACAGCUGGUAGCCGGGGACUUUGAAGAACUGAAGGCUGAGAGAAUUUUAUUGUUGCAGAAAUUGUCUGGCAUGCACAAUGCUGUGCCUGAAUUAGAGGACUGCAGACGAAAUAAAAUUGCAUUAGAGGAAAAGAUUUUGCGGCUGGAGGGUGAUCUAACUGCAAGAGAAGCAUUAAAUGCCCAGGACGCUGAGAUGAAAAAUGAGCUUGGCCGCCUUAGGAGAGCUAUUAGCCAAUUCCAAUGGAAGAUAAAAUGCCUUGAAGAGGAAAAAGGAGAGAGUAUAAAAGAGUUUCAAAAUCUCAAAGAGGAACUGAAAAAGGAAAAAGCAGUAAAACAGCAUCAAAUCGAGCCUGCUACUGAGCAUUUGCCGAUUUAUCCUCAAUAUAAUUAUACAAGUUCUAUCCAUGAAGAAUUUGAGCUUUCAGAGGUUGAUGGCAAACACGAUAAUUAUACUAGUUCUCAAAAGAGAGCAAUUGAUCUCGCAUCAAGGAUCCAAUACCUUGAGAAUGAACUUUCUGAGGCUUUAGAGGCCAAUGCCAUGUAUAAAUCCCAGCUUAGGAGUUUGUUGUCCCAAAGACAAAAUAGUGAAUCAGAUGCUCCCAAGAAGUUAGAAGCUCAAGAGAAAGAAACCAACAAGGAAGAAGAUAAACAGAAGGAAUCAUUUCUUGAGGCAGAGUUGAGAGAAAUUCAAGAGCGCUACCUCCACAUGAGUCUUAAAUAUGCAGAGGUAGAAGCUCAGCGUGAACAACUUGUAAUGAAGCUGAAGACCAUCAAAUGUCAAUGACGGGAGGAACUGAUUUACGUAAACACGGGACUUGAAGUGAGUUUUCAUUUUCCCUGGUCCCCCGAUCACUUUUUUCCCUAUCUGAACUCGGUUCUUUUAAAUUCUAAUUGCUCCAAUACACAAUCAUAGAGAAUAAACACAUAUAUUGUCCAUCAGAGAACCUCAGGCAGUGGAUGAGGCUGCUGGUAACAGCUUAAAAAAAGAACAGAAAAGAAAAUUGGUGAUUUGAAAGAGUGAUUUCAUUUGGCAUUUUUUUGUGGGGAAGAAAUGAGAUGUCUUGUACAGGAUGUUACACUUCUGUAUGUAGCUGUAGUACUGAAAGAAAAUAGCCUUUUUUUGUCUACUCUCAGUUCUCAAUUUCAAAGGUAAUGUUCAGAUGCCCAGUCAAC